Rhipicephalus sanguineus (brown dog tick) is the source of this 2541-nucleotide messenger RNA. Its product is annotated as monocarboxylate transporter 5. Gene Ontology annotation, molecular function: transmembrane transporter activity. Lineage: Eukaryota; Metazoa; Arthropoda; Arachnida; Ixodida; Ixodidae. Bases 363 to 1973 code for a protein of 536 amino acids. The transcript has 5 exons. The record is from RefSeq and is a predicted model, not a curated record. Gene Ontology annotation, biological process: transmembrane transport.
CGGACGACUCCCGACCGCUGCCGUCGCCGCCGACUAGCUCGACUGCAUGGGUGCACUGCUUUGCUAGGCGGCGAGGAGCGCGCGGCUUCUAAAUGCGUCUCCCUCCUCUCCACAGCGCGAACGCCGCGGCGAUGCCUUGACUCGCUCGAAGGUUGCGUCUUGCGUGAAGAGAGGCGAGCGCGGCGGCUGGCGUGGCCCUUGGCCGUUCCCGCGACUACCGGGGCCUUUCUUGUUUCCUUCGCCGAUGGAUCGGCCGGUGCACAUGCGCGUUGAUACGGAAUAUGCCGUCGGUCAUCGGCCCGAUGUAGCGUAGAAGAAAGAAAGGUCAACCGAGACUCAGCUUCAGCCUAUCACCCUCUAAGAUGGCGUCGUCGGGCGCGCCAGUGGCGUCCUCCUCGACGCCGCCCGGCAUGGACUCCCGGCGCAGCUGGGUGGUGCUUUUCUUCCUCAGCUGGUGCAUGAUGAUGACCACGGUGAGCGUGCGGGCCGCAGGCGUCAUCUACGUGGGGCUCGUCGACCACUUCCACACCAGCCGCGAGGAGGCCUCUCUCCCUCUCACCAUACACAUGACCGUCCUCUGCUCUGCAUCGCUAAUUGGAGGCUACCUGUGCGAGCUGUGUUCGUACGAGGCGGUGUCUCUGGGCAGCGUGCUCAUCACGUCGGCGUCCAUGAUGAUUUGCUACUUCGCGCCCAACAUCGACUUCAUCAAUUUCUUCUUCGGCGUCCUUCACGGUGGAGCAACCUCAGGCAUCUUCGUGGUCGCCAACGUGCUGCCGUCGCUGUACUUCAAGAAGUGGCGCGCCACGGCCACCAGCAUCGUGUGGUCCUCGCAGUGCUACAACGUCUACUUCAUCCCGCAGCUGGCGAACUUCUUCCGCGUCGCCUACGGCACGCCCGAGCUGUUCCUGCUCAUAGGUGCCCUCUGCCUCAACGCCCUGCCUGCGUGCAUCGUCAUCAAGACCCCGCCGUGGGCCCUGAAGGCCCGGGAAGGUUCUCCAGUUCGCCGGGGCGUUGCCUCUUCAGAAGGCAACGUGGGCCUGAAGAAGGCCGAGGCUUACGGCGUCGCCAAGCGUAAGGUCCACGACGCGUCCGGCGCCGCGGAAACCGAGGAGAUGCUCGACCCCAAGGCACCCGACGGAUCCUCGGCAGUGAGGAUUGUCUGCUCUCGCAACGAGGACCUAGCAGAUGACAGGGUCAUCGGGUCGAGCUGUGACGGUUUCGCCGUACGCGACAUGCCUCGGGGUCUCAAGGGAGUUCGCGACAAGACCAUGUUGCUGUGGAAGAACACGGGGAAGGCCCUGCUGAGCUGGAAGUUUUAUGUGGACGGCCUGUCCUACGCCCUGGAGGUGUACACCAUGUCCACCUACUUCAUGGUGUACGCGGACAUGGCCGUCGAUAAGGGACUGAGCGUCGAGAGCGCCGUCUACCUGCUGCACGCCUACUCGACCGCUGACCUGGCGUUUCGCGUGCUCAGCGGCUGGUUCGUGGACCGCAAGUACAUGCCCAUCGAGUGUUCUAAACUGGCCGGUUUCGUGUUCAGUGUCGCCGGUGCGCAGGCUAUCAGGACUUCGACGACCCUUGUGCCGCUGAUAUUUUCCUCGCUGCUGUUCGGUUGCGGCACCGGCAUCAACAUAGGCAUCAUCGCGCCCCUGCUGCAGCACGACUUCAAGAGGGAGUCGCUCGCCAUGAUGUUCGGGGGAGUCAUGUUCAUCACGGGACUCAUAAUUUUAACGAGGCCGCCCGUCGUCGGCUACUUCCGCGACACCAUCGGAGACUACGACGGCCUGUUCCACACGCUCACCAUCGCCAACGCCUUCUUUGCCGUCAUAUGGUUGGUGCGCGCGUUAUGGGCAAGGAGGCAGUCCGCCAAGGAGGCGGCGGCCCAGAAGGCUGCGCCGACUUCUCAACAGGUGGCGCACCUCUCGGACAACACCACUGUUCCCCUCACGGCCACAAGUGAAGCUGCCUGCUGAUGAUCGCGUGUUUUUCUGAGAGAAUGACCCUCGGUCGACCGUGGGUGGUGAUCGCUGGAGUGGUCGGUGCGUCGUUAUGAAAUCAGUAGUGAGGAGUGAUAACUUCGAUAGCCGCUGUUGAUUAUUGCGGCUAGUGAAGACCAUCGCGCAUGUCUUUCCCUGACGACCGGCUCUCCGAGUGAUUCAGUCUGGGUAGUUGCCGAGACAGCUGUGAAUCACAUUUACGGUGUUCAUAGUUAGCGGGGGGUACCGAUACCCGCGAUACCCGCAGACAUCCGAUAAGCUGAACUAUACUGAUUUAAGUGUUCCGGUAGUGUUCACGCGAGUGAUCGCGCGAAACCUGUAGUGUUCGCGCCAGUGUCUGGAUCACAAGUUAUUGGCGAAGUUACGCAUCGCCUGGACAAUACGUUUUGUUUGCUCCGUUGAUGUCCCGACCGGUGAUGUGUGACUGUGAAUAACGAACCAGAAGACCUGCAAUGCCGUCGGUAGUAGGCCUGGAAAACAUACUGCACCGGUGUCCGACUGCGUCGAAGUGUCGCCGACGCCGCCACUCAUUAGUAAAAUUAAA